Messenger RNA from Micropterus salmoides (largemouth bass), 3579 nucleotides. It is a transcript of the gene cmn, whose product is annotated as calymmin. The transcript is spliced from 47 exons. Bases 1 to 3135 code for a protein of 1044 amino acids. NCBI's taxonomy places the organism in Eukaryota, Metazoa, Chordata, Actinopteri, Centrarchiformes, Centrarchidae. The record is from RefSeq and is a predicted model, not a curated record.
AUGAAAGGCAACGGCUACGGAGCACAAGCUGGAGGAUAUGAUGGACAAGGAACUAAAGGCAAUGGUUAUGGUGCUGCUGCUGCUGCACAUAAAGGACUUGGAACAAAAGGCAAUGGAUAUGGUGUCCAAGCCGGCCCAACCAACGGACAACAAAUGAAAGGCAACGGCUACGGAGCACAAGCUGGCGGAUAUGGCGGACAAGGAACUAAAGGCAAUGGUUAUGGCGCUGCUGCUGCUGCACAUAAAGGACUUGGAACAAAAGGCAACGGAGGAAAUCCAGCAAUAUUGCCCAUUGGAAACGGCGGAUAUGGUGUUCAAGCCGGCCCAACCAACGGACAACAAAUGAAAGGCAACGGUCAUGGCGUUGCUGCUGCUGCACAUAAAGGACCUGGAACAAAAGGCAACGGUCAAGGAGCCGCAGUUUGGCCAUCCAGCAGCAAAGGGCCAAGACCGAAUGGACAAGAGGAAGCUGGAAGUAAACCUAUGAAAGGAUAUGGCCGACCACCUUACGGGGCAGGUCCAGGUGUGGGGAUGGGAGCCUCCAGAGGUCUGGGAGUACCUCAGCUUGCCAGGAACCAAGCAUAUGGCCGUAAUGGUCAUAAUGGUUAUGGUGCUCAACCCAUGGGAGGUUACAAUGGUGGUUAUGGCAGUGCUGGUUUGGGUCUAGGACCUCGGUAUAGAAAUGGAGGAAUGAAGGGACCAAAGCAAGGGUAUGGCAAUAUUCCAAGUGGGUAUGGUUCCAAACCCAAUGGAAAUGGAGCCACCAGAGGAGGUGCAAUGAGACCCCAACCAGGUUAUGGAAAUGGAGCUGUUCCCAAUGGAUAUGGAGCUAAACCCAAUGGUUAUGGAGCAGCAGCCGGAGCGGGAGCUGGUGUUCCCAACAUCUAUGGAACCAAACCCAAUGGUGGUAAUGGUAUUACAAAUGGUGCUGCACUCGGUGGGUAUGGAAAUAAACUCAAUGGCUAUGGUGUUACUGCUGGAGUAUCUAACGGACAGUUGGCAGCCAAUACAGAUUACGGCAUGAUACCAAAUGAGAAGGGUAUGAAGGGUGCAGGUGUGUCCUAUGAAAAGGGCCUAAAAGGUGGAGUUCUCUCUUCUGAGCAGACGAGUGCAACACCAGAGGAGGGUGUCGUACCUCAACAAGCAAUAACUCGAGGUGCAGCACCGGUUGCCCCUGAGCCCACGAGUGGCAUCCUGGUUAUGGUGACACAAGAGAAAUAUCAAAAGCUGCCUUCACCUGUGCCUCAAGGAAAAAGCUAUAAACAGACACCACUAAUCCCUCAGGCUACACCAGAACCAGCACCAGCAAUUCCUCAAGCCAGAGACCCAAUGCCUGCACCUGAACUCACACCAGAGCCAGCACCCAUCGGACCACAGGGCAAGGGUCCAAAGGCAGCCACAUCUGGACCUGCACCAGACGUUCCUCAGACUAUCCCAGCACAAGAGCCGGCAGUAGUCCUCCCUCAAGAGAAUGGAGGAGGACCUUCGAUCUCCAAGGGACAGGGAGCUAAAGCAGCCAAACCUGACUGUAGACCAUCAGGAGUACCAAAUGGACAAUGGAUGAAAAUACCUAGACCUGGUUAUAAUGAAGGUGCUGGAGCAUCCACUGGCACUAACACAAAAGGAAAGGAUGCCAGCAAAGGGGGAUUAACAAACGGAGGAGGAGCUAAAGCAAGCAAACCAGGUUAUGAAGCAGGAGGCUAUGCUGUCCCUGGACUCAGCAAUGGAUAUGGAGAUGGCCUUGGAUAUCCUUAUACAGGGAAACCUCAGCAACCUGGUUACCAAGGAGCGUACCUUGGUGCUGGAUAUGGACAUUCAUAUGGAGGAAAUACAGGCCUGGGUGAAACAAGCAAGUCCAAAUCAGGGAAUGGAAAUGGCUAUAGUGCUGGUGUACAGCCGGACUAUGCAAGUUUUGGCCAAGGUGGAUCCGCUGCUAAUGGCAAAUCAGGUGGCGCCAGACAGAUUCCUUACAAUGGAGCUCCAGUGGUUCCCGUGGGACUAGAUGGUGUGAGCCAGUUUGAACCUCAGUCUGCUGGCCUUGCUCCAAAUGGAAAACUGAGCAGCAUGUAUGGUGGAAUGGGCGACUUGCCUUUUGGCGGUCAGCCGCUGGGAAUGGGCUCAGAGAAAUUGAACACCAAGUACGGCAUUGGUGGGUUGCAAUUUGGUGGACAACCCCUCAGUACAGGGACUAAUGGCGCAGGACAUUAUGGAUAUGGUGGAAGCCCCUAUGGUGACAGCAAAUCAUCUAGAAAAUAUGGAUAUGGUGGUUUCCCCACUGGUGGGCUGCUUCUUGGUCUUGGCAAAAAUGGAAAUACAGCUGGCAAAUAUGGUUAUGGAAGAAUGCCUUAUGAAGCUCAGCCAGCUGGACUGGGCCCUGAAGCCAAAUCUACUGGCACGUAUGAUCUUGCCGGGUCACCAUAUCAGCCUGAACCUCUUGGACUUGCACAGAAUGGCAAAUAUGGUGGUGGUGACGUUCCCUAUGCACCACAAGCUCUUGGUUUUGGGAGUGAAGCAAAAUCUUCUGGGAUAUAUGAUAACCAUGGACGAUUCCAAUCCCAGCCUCUUGAAUCUGUAUCUGAAGGCAGAGCUGGUGGAGAAUUUGAUACAGCUGGUUUACCUUAUGACCCCUUGCCUCUUGAGCCAGAUACAGCUGGAAAAUCCUAUGUGAAGGGAGAAGUACCAACUCCAGCAAUUGAAGUCGAAGGCGAGGGGAUGCCCAUUGAUAGAUACAAUAACGUGGGCUAUAUAAAUGGACAAGUGAAGCCAGAAGUUGUUGCAUUUCCUGCAGCUCCCACUCACAGCUCCUCCCUGGCCUACCCCUCUGUCCCAUCCUACCUGCCUGUGGAGUCCUCCUUCACACCCGAUGUGGUGCUGGAAGCAGGAGGUGAGGACCUGUCCGAUCCCACGGGCACUGCUAGGCUCGCCUUUGACUCUGCGCCUGCUACAGAAAGGCAGGGUGGGGCUCAAGUGCCUGAAGAACCUGAUGAUCUGCUUCAGCAGCAGCUGCCACGUCAGAUACACAUUCAGCAGCAUCUCAAACUGCAUUUUCAUCAACAAGACAAGUCUGGGCGAGGAGCAAAGAAUGGCAAAUAUGAUGUGAAUGGCUUCUUUGGAAAUAGUGGCUAUCAAGGUUAACACUGCUGACAACGACAAGUAUAAUCUUCAUUUCUGCCGUUGUAUAUUAUUUUUGACUGUUCACUAUUUUUAUAAUUUACUUCUGUCUAAAAGUGAUGUUUUUUGUGUUUGUAAGUCUAGCGAUAAAACAACAUUUAAACAUUUUGAGUUGUUAGGUUUUCUGUUUAUGUAUAUUUUUAAUCUGCCUUACCUUGUCCUGCACUUACUGUUCACUGUACAUGCAAACAAUUGGUUGCUGGAGUUUGUGUCAUGCAUACGGUCAGUGUUUUUGAUUGAAUCAGUCAGUUUUUCUGACGUUAUCAACUCUAAUUAAUCCUGUAAAACGUAAUUCAGUCUAAUUUAUUUUGCAUGGGAAAGGGUUUUUUACUACUUGUAGCAAUCAUGAGUUUAUUAUUGUACAGUAUCUUAUUGAAUAAAACCAUCAAUAAACACCAACAGUGGAAA